UAAAGUAACAACAGAAGAGGAUAUGUCAGUGACUGAUCAUUUUCAUGGAAGCUUGGGAGAAUCAAAUCACAAAUGUCAGCAGGGAAAUAGUGAUAUUGCUACUCAAGGCAGCACAUGUAUGUCUUUGACUGGUCAUUACAAUUCCAACUUGGGAACAGCAAGCCACAAGGAAUGUACCAAUACUACCAUACACAUUUGUAGUGGAGAGAUACCUUCUUCCAAUGGCUUUGCAGUUCAUGAAGGAUUUGAUAAAGAUAAGAAUGUAAACGGCGAUGACUUUCAGAUGGGAAGUCAUCUGUUAUCUAACUCUAAGGAUACUUCUAAUAGCCAUUUUGACGGUGAUGUUUCCACAACCAUUACAAACCUUACAGAAAACACCUCAGAAAAAGAAAACCUAUUAGAUGUUACCACAAUGUUUUCUCAUGAGAAUGCUGGAGAAAAAAGCGCCCGUUGUGAUGCCAUGAUCACUCCUGUUAGCCAUGAAAUGCCAAUGGGAUGCCAUGUUGUACCCAAUGAGCCAAGUUGCAAUGUGAUGGACCAAACAGUUCCAGAUGAGGAUGCUGAACCACUCCAUUAUAACAGGGACCACACUGUAGAGGGAGUACCAGAUUCAGUAUCAGACACUGGCACACUUUAUGAAACAUCUCACUGUCAUGAUGGGAAGUCAGGCAGCUUAUUCCACUGGUCCCAUCAGAAUAUUUCAUACACAGAACAGUUGGUUCCAACCAAAGCAGACAAGUCUAUGACAGAGUCAACAACGUGUGGUGUCUUGGGUGUGUCCCCCUUAAAAACAUGCUCUCGGCCAAUCCGAGUCGGCCUAUCUCGCAGGCAGAGGGUACGAAAACUUCACCCCUACAGCAAACCUAAAGAGUAGAAAUAUGUGGUGAGUUUUAAGAAUGUUGCCUUUUGGCAUAGCUUUGUAAAACAUCUAAUAGAGAUAUGUUAUGAAUUUGUUGUGAACUUGGCAGAAAAGUGUCAACAUUUUUGUGACCGAAGGAUAGGUUCCCAAAAGGUUAAUGUGGGGACUUUCAGACCUUUUGUCUGACAAGUCUUUUUUGGAUAUUGGAUUCCUCUUGUCCACACCAUUAGAUUGAAAAAAUGUUGAUAUUGGGAACAGGAAAAAAACUUGAUUUUUCAUAUUGUUGCAGCAGUUAGAAGAUAGCUGAACAUUGGGUUUAUAAGUGUAUGUACAUUUAUGAUGGAGUAAAUUUCAAACUUGUUGCCAUUGAUGUAAAUAAAUUUUAUUUAGUUAUAUUGUA
Molecule: messenger RNA, 1259 nt
Organism: Branchiostoma floridae (Florida lancelet)
Lineage: Eukaryota; Metazoa; Chordata; Leptocardii; Amphioxiformes; Branchiostomatidae
Exons: 3
Coding region: 23-874 (283 amino acids)
Source: RefSeq, a predicted model, not a curated record